Ailuropoda melanoleuca (giant panda) is the source of this 4321-nucleotide messenger RNA. RefSeq names its product pygopus family PHD finger 1 (gene PYGO1). The transcript has 3 exons. The record is from RefSeq and is a predicted model, not a curated record. Lineage: Eukaryota; Metazoa; Chordata; Mammalia; Carnivora; Ursidae. Bases 99 to 1358 code for a protein of 419 amino acids. Gene Ontology annotation, biological process: spermatid nucleus differentiation; kidney development.
CAGCCGCAGCGGCCCCGCGAGGAGGAGGAGCCGCCGCCGCAGCAUCAAAGAGACCGAAUUCCCGCGGCCUGGGGGGGAGUCAUGCUUUGCGGUCUGUAAUGUCAGCAGAACAGGAGAAGGAUCCCAUUUCGCUGAAGAGAGUUCGAGGUGGUGAUAGUGGACUGGAUGGGUUAGGAGGACCAGGUGUACAACUAGGAAGCCCAGACAAGAAAAAACGCAAGACAAAUACACAGGGGCCUUCUUUUCCUCCAUUGUCUGAGUAUGCUCCACCACCGAAUCCAAACUCUGACCAUCUAGUGGCUGCUAAUCCAUUUGAUGACAACUAUAAUACUAUUUCCUAUAAACCACUACCUUCAGCAAAUCCAUAUCUCGGCCCUGGUUAUCCUGGCUUUGGAGGCUAUAGCACAUUCAGAAUGCCACCUCACGUUCCUCCAAGAAUGUCUUCCCCAUACUGUGGUCCUUACGCACUCAGGAAUCAGCCACACCCAUUUCCUCAGAAUCCUUUGGGCAUGGGUUUUAAUCGACCUCAUGCUUUUAACUUUGGGCCACAUGAUAAUUCAAGCUUUGGAAAUCCAUCUUAUAAUAAUGCACUAAGUCAGAAUGUUAACAUGCCUAAUCAACAUUUUCGACAAAAUCCUGCUGAAAACUUCAAUCAGAUUCCUCCACAGAAUGCUAACCAAGUAUCUAACCCUGACUUGGCCUCUAACUUUGUCCCUGGAAAUAAUUCAAAUUUUACUUCUCCAUUAGAAUCCAAUCAUUCUUUUAUUCCUCCCCCAAACACUUUCAGUCAAGCAAAAGCACCACCCCAAAAACAAGACUUCAGUCAAGGAACAACCAAAAACAUGAAUCAAAAUUCCUCUGCUCAUCCACCUCACUUAAAUAUGGAUGACACAGUGAAUCAGAGUAAUAUUGAAUUAAAAAAUGUUAAUCGAAACAAUGCAGUAAAUCAAGAGAAUAGCCGUUCGAGUACCACAGAAGCUACAAAUAACAGCCACGCAAAUGGGACACAGAAUAAGCCACGACAACCUAGAGGUGCCCCAGAUACAUGCACCACUGAAAAAAGCAAUAAAUCCUCUCUCCACCCAAGCCGUCAUGGCCAUUCUUCUUCUGACCCAGUGUAUCCUUGUGGAAUUUGUACAAAUGAAGUGAACGAUGACCAGGAUGCCAUCUUGUGUGAAGCCUCUUGUCAGAAAUGGUUUCAUCGGAUCUGCACUGGAAUGACUGAAACCGCUUAUGGCCUCCUAACUGCAGAAGCAUCAGCAGUAUGGGGCUGUGACACCUGUAUGGCCGACAAGGAUGUCCAGUUAAUGCGUACUCGAGAAACUUUUGGUCCACCUGCAGUGGGCAGUGAUGCUUAAUCACCGGCAUUAACUAAAGGGUUUUAUUUUUUUCCCCUGAGUCUUGCAGAGGUUCAGUGACACAGGAUUUUAAUGUUUUACAUUAUUUUUCUAAAUGCACACACAAAAAGAUUAUUUACCUUUUAGUUUUCAUUAUUAUUCUACUUCAUUACCAGUGCAAAUUUUGUAUUGUUUUUGUUUGCUCUCUUAAAUGAGAAUAAUGUAUAUGGGGUGCUUUAGAAAGUAUACAAAUAAAUGUUAGUUGUUGUUGUUGUUAAUCAUUAACAUAAAAAAGCCUCUUGAAGCUUCAAAAUAAUAUAUAGCAAAUGUAGGCAAGUUUUGACUUUUAAAAGUCGGAAUCAUUGAAAAAUGUACAUUGCGGAGCUGAACUUUGGCAAUAUUACGUUAAAUGGUUCAAAAAUUUUGUUCAAGGAUCUAUUUGACAUGUUUUCAGAAAAAAAUAUAUGUAGCUAUAACAAGGAAGGAAUCAUACAUUUUAAUGGAUGUUUUAAAAAAUAAUAGAGUAUGUUACCAGAUUUCUUCCCACUAGGGUCCUUGAAAUUAGUGACUUUCCUAUUUUCAAGUCAGUCUUUUUAAGAUAUCUGCUUGUACAAGUAUGAGCAGAUGUUAGCACAUAGUAGAUGCCCAGUACGUAUUUGUUGAUUAACUUGUGGAUUGUACCACAUGAAAUUGCUAAUAUUAGAUCAGUUGAAAAAUGACAGCAAUUAGUAGAGUUGAAGUGAAGUAUGUUUCUAGUUGUGCUGUUUAGAAUUAUAACAGUAUUAUGCUCUUCAUUCAGCUUCCUUUGAUUGUUGAGUUGAUUCGUUAUUAUUUUCCAGAGAAAUAAAUAACAUAGUAUCCUCGGAAGAAUUGCGAAUACUUCUUUUAAUAUGAUUUCAAGCCAGGACAUACUGCAAAUGAGAUAGGUGGAAACAUCAAGUUGACCUUAGAAGGCUCAGCUGGGGAAAGAACUGCUCCGUGGUGGUUUGAAAAAUCUUGUUCUGGGGAUCUGGAUUCAAAGACGAGCCUCGGGAGAUCAGAAUCCAUUUUGAGCAAAGACCAGUUAAGAGCCAGGGUGAAAGCUAACUUACAAACAACAAUUUCAAGGCCUUGAAAUAGAGGGGAGUUUCUGUUCUGACUGGGUAAAGUGUAAAGACGGACCCAAGAACAUCCUCCUGGGAGAUGAUCAAGAACGGAGACAGUCAGAAGUGUACUCGUUAACAUUCAAAACAGUGGAAACCUAUUUUUAGAGUGGAUCAUGACCUGUGACCAAAAAACAAAAACACACAAGAUACCGUAUGACAAUUGAUAGGAGUUCAUACAAUGGUCGGAUGUUGGUGAAGCUCCCAAACUUGCGCCGUCGUUAUUGUGACCAAAAAAGUUCUGAAGGCCACGUGGUGAUCUGCAAAAGGAGAAUUAAUGACUACUGUUUAAACCCUAGUGAAACGGCAGCAGCAGCAUAUCGCCAAGAAAUUAAAAUUGUGCGUGAAACUUUAAAAAACAUCUUUUGGUUAAUAAACAUGAGCCCACACUUUUACAUGACAGCACUUGACCUCCUAUGUCACAAGCCACUAAAGCAAAGUUAAUUGAAUUGGGAUAUUAAAUUUUGUCAUGUCCAUUAUAGUCACCAGAACUUUAUCCAGCGAACUCCCAUGUUUUUCAUCAUUUGAAGCUUUUUUUAAGAAACAACAUGUUCUCCAAUUGAGAAGCAGUAAUUGGAGGGGAUAUGAACAAUUUAUAUAGCCGAAGAAAUGACAAAUUUUAUAAAAAUGAAAUAUUUAAUAUCCUACUAGAAGAAAAUUAUUAAUGCUCAUGAUGCAUAUUUUGAUUGAAUAAAACUUAUUUUUUUAAGCACAGUGUUUUAAUUUUGACCUACAAAAACAGCAAUUUCAUAUGGUACAAGGUAGUAGAAGGUUUUCUCCAUUUACCUGUGACUAGUUAGAGGUGAGUACAAAAUAUUUUCAAUAUAGUUGUAAAUUAUAUAUCUUUACAAUUUUAGGAAAUGAAAUGAUAUAAACUCUAAUACUAGGUACUCCUUGGUGUGACAAUGUUACCAACUGAAGCAGGUUAAAACGCAGUGUUUUUGGCUGAUCUGACAUUUGAUGUAUUCAGUAGCAUACUUGAAGAUCCCAUUUUGCUUACUUUAUAUUAGAUACGAUUUUCUAAAUGUUUAAGGACCUCGUUAUGUUGUUCUUGAAAUCCUAGUGAGUGCUGACUUUGAAGAAAUGAUGCACUGCAUGCUGUAAGCCCAGUCCUAGCAUCAGAUCAUGGUUUUUAUGACAAUAUAGGUUAGAUAGAUAUUGAGUAGAAACUUCCAGUGUCCUCAGGAGUUAACAUUUUACAUGGUAGAACUUGAGUUGUACUUAUUGUUAAAAUUGAUUAUUAAUGCAGUUUCUUAAGCCAUCUGUUAAUUGCAGUUUCAGUAGUUUUGUGAAAGUGAACUAACCUCUCCCAAGCUCGUCUAAAGGUACUCGAUUUGUAAUGUGAUUGUUUUCCAUUUCCAAAUAGUUGUUUUUAAACACAAGUGAAUUUUUAUUCAAGCAUGUAGGUUUUCAGAGCACCUUAUUUAAGUAAGAGUCUGUAAAUAGUCAAAGAAAAACCCUUAAUGACAGACAGUGAGUCAUAGGCAAACUAUAAUCAUAGUGCGUGAAUGUGUUCAUAUAUUCAAAUUACUUUUUUAACUAGUUCCACGUUUCUCUCUGUAUGACCGUAAGUCAAAAAUUAGAUGAUUUUUGAUAGGAAAAGUGAUGAAGUAUAAGAAUGUCCAAUUUGACCCAAAGAAGGCUAUUAUACAAAUUGAUACGGCUUUGUUAGGACAAGUGAUGAGCUGCCCUAAACAUUUUCAGAUACUCAGUAAUGGAAAGAAAUGUACAUAUGUGGGAUAAUCUUCCAGUAGCAUUGCACCUUUUCUCAUGUAAUCCUUUCCCCUUCACUGAAAAGCCUCAUCUCACAUGCACAUGUACACACACACACACACACACACA